Messenger RNA from Gavialis gangeticus (Gharial), 7900 nucleotides. RefSeq names its product junction mediating and regulatory protein, p53 cofactor (gene JMY). Gene Ontology annotation, biological process: Arp2/3 complex-mediated actin nucleation; 'de novo' actin filament nucleation; intrinsic apoptotic signaling pathway by p53 class mediator. The record is from RefSeq and is a predicted model, not a curated record. Gene Ontology annotation, cellular component: cytoplasm; nucleus. The coding region runs from base 1 to 2367 and encodes 788 amino acids. Gene Ontology annotation, molecular function: Arp2/3 complex binding; transcription coactivator activity; actin binding. The transcript is spliced from 12 exons. Lineage: Eukaryota; Metazoa; Chordata; Crocodylia; Gavialidae.
AUGAAGUUGGACGGCCCUGCAAUUGAAAAUGAAGGUCUCAAUUCUCUAAGAGUUCACUCACUGCAUGACGCGGAGGAGCUGGAGGCGGGCAGGGAGGAGGCUGCGGGCGGGGAGGAGUGCAGCUGGGCCGGGCUCUUCUCCUUCCAGGACCUGCGGGCCGUGCACCAGCAGCUGUGUUCGGUGAGCUCGGACCUGAAACCCUGCCUGCCCGCCUUCCCCGAGGAGCCGGCGGGCAUGUGGUCCGUGCUGUUCGGGCCGCCCGCGCUGUGCGAGCCCGAGAUGGAUGCGCUGUGCUGCCAGCUGCAGGUCUACCUGGGCCAUGGCCUGGACACAUGCGGCUGGAAGAUCCUCUCUCAGGUGCUCUUCACUGAGGCGGACGACCCCGAGGAGUACUAUGAAAGCCUGAGCGAGCUGCGGCAGAAGGGCUACGAGGAGGUGCUGCAGCGGGCCCGCAAGCGCAUCCAGGAGCUGCUGGAAAAACACAAGAAUACAGAAAGCAUGGUAGAGCUCCUGGAACUGUAUCAAAUGGAAGAUGAAGCCUAUAGUAGUCUUGCUGAAGCUACCACAGAACUGUAUCAGUACUUGCUACAACCAUUUCGAGACAUGAGGGAACUUGCAAUGCUCAGAAGGCAACAGAUAAAGAUCUCUAUAGAAAAUGAUUACCUGGGCCCCAGAAGAAUUGAGAGUCUACAGAAAGAAGAUGCAUAUUGGCAGCGGAAAGCCCACAUGGCUGUGCUUUCUAUUCAAGAUCUUACUGUCAAGUACUUUGAAAUAACAGCCAAGGCACAGAAAGCUGUAUAUGAUCGAAUGCGAGCAGAUCAGAAAAAGUUUGGUAAGGCAGCAUGGGCAGCAGCAGUGGAACGUAUGGAAAAGCUGCAAUAUGCAGUUUCUAAGGAGACAUUGCAGCUGAUGCGUGCGAAAGAAAUCUGUUUGGAACAAAAGAAACAUGCACUGAAAGAAGAGAUGCAGAGUUUGCAAGGUGGUACAGAAGCUAUAGCCCAUUUGGAUCAUUUAGAAGCUGAUUAUUAUGACCUUCAGCUUCAGUUGUAUGAAGUGCAGUUUGAGAUCUUGAAGUGUGAGGAGUUAUUACUGACAGCACAACUUGAAAGCAUCAAAAGACUGAUGUCAGAAAAGAGAGAUGAAGUGGUUUAUUAUGACACUUACGAAAGUAUGGAAGCCAUGCUUGAAAAAGAAGAUAUGGCAACAUCUGUACACUUACAAAGAGAGGAACUUCAGAAAUUACAACAGAAAGUACGCCAACUGGAAGCAAGGCGUGGGCGCAUUUCUGCUAAGAAAGCCUACCUCAGGAAUAAAAAGGAGAUCUGCAUUGCAAAACAUAAUGAAAAGAUCCAACAGCGCCAUCAGAGUGAAGAAGAGUACAGAAUACACCAUACUGUGCAGCUGAAGCGAGAUCAACUGCAAGAUGAAGAGGAAAGAAAAAGUUCUUGGGUUAGUCAGGAGCGACAAAAAACACUGGACAGGCUUCGCACAUUUAAACAGCGGUACCCUGGGCAAGUUAUACUUAAAUCAACCAGACUGCGACUGGCUCACGCAAAAAGGAAAAGUUCAGCUAGCUCAAUACCCUCCACAGAUGAACCUCGAUCUCUGCCAGAAACUUCCCAAACCCAAGAGAAAACUGAAGAGACAGAAUCGGGAAAAGCGACCCAGCCUUUACAAACCCAGGAGCCCAGGAGUUUAGAACAACUUGAAGAUGUUUCAUUACCUCCUAAUGGUGUUACCUCUGAACUGUCUCAUGCUAGUACUUUUCCACUUCUUGCCAGUAAUGACCCUCAGCCAGAUACUGUUACUGUUGUAUCAUUUCCUCCUCCUCUGCCUCCACCACCACCACCACCACCACCACCACCUCUGCCUACCAAGGAAGAUGCCACAGAAUCCUCAGGAAAAUGUGACAGCCUCAUUAAACAGGAAAGUGAGGGUAAAGAAGUCCCACAGUCUGUCAGUAUCCCAUCAGCACAUCUUUUUGAUAGCAGUCAGUUAGUCAGUGCCAAGAAGAAACUAAAGAAGACAGGCGAUUUAGAAGGUUUGCAGAGGAGAAGAGUGAGUUCCCCUAUGGAUGAGGUGCUGGCUUCCUUGAAGCGUGGUAGUUUUCACCUAAGAAAAGUGGAGCAGAGAAGUCUCCCUCCUUUCCCUGAUGAAGAUGAUAGCAAUAACAUCUUGGCACAGAUAAGGAAAGGAGUGAAGCUGAAGAAGGUGCAAAAGGAUGUUUUGCGUGAAUCUUUUAUGGUUCUGCCUGACACUGAUCCUCUGACACGUAGCAUCCAUGAAGCACUUCGAAGAAUUAAGGAAGCAUCACCAGAGUCGGAAGAUGAGGAGGAAAGUUUGCCUUGCACAGACUGGGAAAACUAACCUGUGAUGCAUUGCCACUGAAGUAAGAAGAGAACCCACAGCUGAAAACCAUUCUUCCCCUUCAUUUCUGAAAAUUCAGAGCCAGCAGUUUCAACCAUCCAAGCCAUGCUGGGGAAGCGGGCUUUCUUUGGCAAAUGGUUUAGCUUAAGGGGAAAGAAAAAAAAUCCUGAAAUAUUUAUUUUCAGGUGAUGUUUCCUUUUGUUCUGGAAAUUCUCGGCUGGGCAAAAAGCUACAUUUAGAUGUCGCACAUAAUGAGGAGGAGAUGGCCUUCAGCAUGUUUGCCCAUUUGUUUCAGCACUUUUUUUUGUUUGCAUAAGUAUCCAUGGCCAGUUAAAUGAGAGAGAUUUUAAGUUGGGAGAACACUGCAUUGACGAAACAACUGAGAGGUGCAGUUAAACAUCAGGACAGCUAUGAAACGUACCCUUCAAUGCACUGAAAAGUAUCAUUUGCUUGUAAAAUGAAUUAUGUAGCUACUUCCAGACGAGCUGGUUACACAACAGUGAAUGCUUCAGAAAAGAGCAGAAAUCCUAGCUGUACCGUAAGAAGACAAAUGUAAAUGGAAGUGCAACUAAGAUUUAUUUUUUAAUUUUUCUUUUGAGUGUGAAGAAGUGUAUAUUAGUAUGAAAAGCAACAACAAAUGACUGUGCAGGAUAAUGAAAAACAAAAAACAGCGGAAUACCUGUAUUCACCAAUGUAUUGUUUACAACAUGGUACAUUUUAACAUGGCAUAUUCCAGCACCUCUUUAGAAGGCCAUAUGUAGUCUUACACCUUAACACUUUUCCACAUUCUUUUAAAGAGUAAUAUUUAGUUGUGUGAAACUGAGUUAAUAGUUAUAUCUUUACCUACAAAUUUGUUAUAAGAAGCAAUAUUUUGUAAUAUGAUAAUAUCUAAAAUUUAUUUUUCUCUCUUAGUUUGAACUGCUCUUGUUUAAUUACUGUAAGCAACCUUCUUUAAAAAACUCUUAAAGAAGUUUGUAGGACUUGCAUACUUCCACUUCAGUUGUGAGAUUUAUGCUUUUCUUCUGUUAGUUUUUAUUAUUUCCAUUAAGUGGCUACAGAAGUAUUUGUACAUCAUGCCUACCCAACCUACUUGGCUGAAAAAAUACUCUUCCUUUUAACCCUGGCUGUAUAUGGUUCUAAAGGAAGAGGGUUCAGCUUCAGGGCAACACAUACCUAAAAAGAAGUCAUCCUAAACUGCGUGACUAAUAGCUGCAGGCAGCUAAUCUUAUAAUACCAUUGUCUUGAAAGAUACAGCUAUACAGGGUUGUAGGUAAUUUUGUACCAUGUUAAAGGCUCCAUGUUCUGGUUGGCUGACAUAUGUUCCGGUUACGAAAGUUGAGUCUUGACUAGUGUUGUAUUUCACUAAAAUGACAUGUAGUGUGUUUGAGAAACGCACCACCCCUUUCCUUCUUGGAAAACAAUAUUUUUGUUCAGUAUUCAUUUUAUGAAAGACAAAUUAAUGUACUGAUUUUCAUUAAAGCAGUCAGGAGUUGCUGCUGCUGUAUAAUGGAAUGCAUAUUCCACUAACUUUUAUAACAGGAGAUUUAAUAUCUCGCCAUUUACUUUUUUAAAUAGCUGUGAGGACAAGAAGACCUACCUUAGCAAUCAACUAUAACCUAAAUGAACCUCUUCUCUUGAACCUUUGGGCUGUUCUGCAGCUCCUGUUCUCAAAAAUAAAGAUCUGUCAUAUGUUUUGAAAGAAUUUGCCACUCUGCAUUUGGCAUUAGAGGUAUUUUCUUGAGCUUGUUGCCUUAUUUAUGACAAUACUUAAAUAUUUUCAGUUUCAAAGGAGCACUUCAGAGCAGCAUUUUCCAAAGUGGUACUAAUUUUGCUGCAUGCACCAGCUGUCAGGGCAGCAUCCUUCUCUGACAGAACAUCAGCUCUGACACAUCCAGCAUUAGCUUGCCUAGGACUUGGAAACUCAAGUUUUUCCCCUACAUUUAUUCAUUACAUGGGUUUAAGCUGUCUUAUGCUGGGUUCUGUGGCAAUAACAAUACUUUCAAAAUUUAUAUUAUGUAAACAUUUAGCUUAGACCAUACAGUUAAGUAGCAGGUAUAUGUGAUGUGUUGUUGUUGACAUUCCUAAUUUACAUCACAUUAUAAGCUGGUCAAGUGUGCGACAUUUUUAGCCAUAGCACAAAACAGAUUAGAACAAUACAAUUUGUGAAGCCUGGUGGCUCGAUGGAUAGCAGCGAUGGGAUGAUACACAUUCAGUUUGUUUGCUUCUAAAAAAAGAAAUGCAGACUAGACAAUGUGUGUUGGGUAUUAGCAAAACUUCUGAGUUAGGGGGAAAAUAGUGUAAUUUAAAAGAUGGGAGCAGUGUUCCCCUUCCUUGCACAAAAAUUAUCUGCGAGUCUCGCCCUAUGUUAGAGGUGUUUUAAAUAGCUCCUCCUGUGUUGUGGUGCAGAGUUUUCAGAUUUACCUACAUACGAUCUGUCAACUUUGCCUUGGAAACCUAUGCAUGUUUUUAAAAAAACAAAGUAAUCCUGUUCUGGAUAUAUUCUGUACUUGGCUAGUAUAUUAGGUUCCUGUCAGAACUGAAUCUGUAGAUGUUGCUUCUUUGUAGGAACAUAUUUUAUGCACUCAGACAAAGCAGCAGCUGUUGUGCCGAGCAUAGCAGUUAAUAUCAAAAUGCUGUUUUUAAUGAGGAAAGGCAGUGGAUGUUCCAAAAAAUAUAAAAAAUAGAUUUGAAUCUAAUUCCCAGCAGUCAUUUGACAUCAUGGUUUCAUACAAACCACCAGCACCAGAUGUAAAAAUUUUAUGUAGCCAUGUUAAAUUUCAAGCAUAAAAAUGUUCCUAGUGCUUUCUAAUGUUGUAGUGGUUUUGUUGUUGCAGUUGGUUAUCUAGGAAAAAUAAUAUGGGGAAAAUACGACAUUCACAUGCCAACACAUCUGAUAAUCCCUGCUAGUUCGGUGCAUUUCUGACAAAAGGUUGAUUAGAACAUGUCUGCUCUUUAGGAAAUGUCACUGAGGUGCAUCGAUUCUUUGUCUGUGCAAGGGGGAAAAGGCCUGCAUGGAAAAUCUCUCUUCAGAGAUUUUCAGCAUUUGCUGUUCAUGGUUGUGCUACUUCAUUGUGGCUACAUUACUCUGUUACUAGCCACACAUUUUUGCAGCACUAAGAUUUUGUGCACUCCAUGUCAAGGAAACUUGCUUGUUUACUCUAAUCAAAGCUGUUUGGUGAAAUGAAAUGGGUUCAGUGGUGAAGGGAAGUGUAAGGACUUGGAACUUCCCAAUAUAGAAUAUAUAACGUAAAUGCAGGAACACUGAGCACAGUCUGUCCUUUGGGAAAUAAGACAUUUUCAUUGGUGGGAACAAAGAAUGUAUUUUAUUUCUACAAACAACCAAAAUGUAAACAGCGGUACCUUUUGAGCAGGAACGGCAUUAGCAUUUACUUGAAUUUCUGUACUGCCCUCACAAGUUUCCAAAAUCCAUUAGAAUUACUUACCUUUUUCACUUCUGCUUAGUAUUUAGGUAAAAUUAUUUAUUUUAGCCUAGAUGAUUUUUUUUCCUGAAACAUUACCUUGGACAUUUUUAAAAAUCCAGCAGCCUAGAUUUUGCAGUAUACACCUCUAGAAUAAGUUACCAUGGUUAUAUGUAGUGUCCUUUGAUACCCAUAUCAGAGAUUGGGGGCCAACACCUAUUUUACUUUAUUCAUUGUAUAAAAUCAUUUUGUGUAUUGGCAUAAUAUCCUGUAAAAACCAAAAGUCUUCAAAUCCAGAGAGGCCAUUACUGAAAUCCAAUCAAGAAGUAGAAGCUUUCAAUAGUUAACGUUACCUUUAUUCCAUUUCUUGCACUGAGUUUUAAGAGUGUCAUUAUAAAUCAAGGCUACUUGCAUUUGUAUGCAGAUUCUAUUUUCAUUGCAAUACUUAUGCAAUUGCUUAAACCUGUAUUAACUGGUAUUGAUUCCAUAAGCAUGAAUGUGGUGUUGGAUGUAGUGUGUUAGAGAAUCAGAUCAGAACAAGCAAAGCUUGUUGGAAAAAGAAGCAGUUGAAGAUGGAAGCACCUUACUGAUAGAGCAUGUUGCGUAUGCUGAAUGCUACUGGAGCACAGAGACAGUAGUUCAUUCUAAACUUUAUUGCAAAGUGCUCUUUGGUAUAGUGAAGCACAUUGUCCUGUUUAUUGCUAUGUAAGGCUGUAUGAAGUACAGCAAUGGCUGUUUUUAUCCUAUAAAUGUACUGUAAUUUAAAGUUUUCCUACAAAAUAAAUUUAUAUUUAAAUUGCUAAAACGUACUUAAACAUUAGAAUUUUUAGGAAGGGAAAGGUGGGUAUGCCAAUAUAUUUUUGGGGUUAUUAUAUAGAUUUGUUUUGCACUGCCCAUUCACUCUGUUCAUCCAGGAGUCCAGCUUUGACUGGCCAUAUCUGCAGUCUGGCAGUGAUGGAUCUUUAUUGUAAUUCAUAUCUUUUAAAUAUAUUUGGUCCUGCUCCUCAGAAUUUGACAGGAAUGGUCUUCCCUCUGUUCUCCAGUAUGGAUGCUCAGAUGCAAUCUAAUAUGGUGAGUGUACUACUAGGCAUGUGAGGAAGGACCUGUCUAAAGCCAGUAUCUAAGACAAUUAGCAAGCAGUGUAUCACUUAAAAAAACAAACAAACAAAAAACCAAGAAAAAUGUUGAUUGUCCUGGUAAGUAGGGUGGCAGCAAAUAUAAAGCACAGCACCAAGCCUUUGACUUCUAAAUAAAACUCAUGGUUUUUCAGUCAGGUAGCUUUGCCUCCUUUGGUAAUUCCAAGGCUUCUACAGCAAGUAAUAUACCCUAGAAUGGCUUGGUUUUUCCGAGUCUUUGCAUCCUUCUAGGGGACACACUGUUCCUCUAGCAUGAAUAGUGGAAAGGUGAGUGAUAUUAAAGAUGCUCAUUUAGCACCUCCAAGCGUACCUAUGAUUGCUACUUACCUAUUUACAUACAAAUUUCAUCUUGUGUGUUCCUUAGUAGAGAAGCACAACAUGAAAUGUAUGAAAUGCAGGAGGUUGCAAAUCACUUUGCAUGUAUGAAACCAUUAAAGGGUUAAUCAAACUGAUUUCUUUUUAGCUUAUUUGAAUAAAUGAGAAAUUUAUCCAAUGGAAAACUGAUUUGACAUCGACUAGCUUUGUGCAAUAUUGUAAGUAGAAUCAAACACUAGCACACAGUGCUUGGCUUUAAGAAAGUCCUUUAACGGUUAUAUUUAAGCGGACAUUUUAAAAGCACAUUUUAUUGUAAAACUACUCCUGCAAAUUUACAAUACUUAAUAAUGCUCCAUGUUCUAAAGUAUUAUGGAACAAAUGUAAAAAUGUAAAAACUAAGCAAGCAUUUCUAGCAAUACAUGAAAACUAAAACAAUUGUUUUAACUGUUUGCCUUUGUUAUUUUACUUUAGUGAAACUUUUCUGCAAUGUAAGUUUAUUGCUGUGUAUUUCAUGUUUUUUACUAUGAUGACUUCAAAGUUAAAACCUGUACACACAAUACUGAAAUCACCUUCCUUGUACAUGCGAUGUAACAACAUACUCACAGUUUUGGUGCUUAAAAAUGAUUCCUUUUUUCUUCAAUAAAGGAUAUUUAUUUGAAUGCU